This is a messenger RNA of Acipenser ruthenus (sterlet), 931 nucleotides long. Its product is annotated as eukaryotic translation initiation factor 3 subunit F-like. The record is from RefSeq and is a predicted model, not a curated record. Gene Ontology annotation, biological process: translational initiation. Gene Ontology annotation, cellular component: eukaryotic translation initiation factor 3 complex, eIF3m. NCBI's taxonomy places the organism in Eukaryota, Metazoa, Chordata, Actinopteri, Acipenseriformes, Acipenseridae. The coding region runs from base 44 to 865 and encodes 273 amino acids. The transcript is spliced from 8 exons. Gene Ontology annotation, molecular function: metallopeptidase activity; translation initiation factor activity; translation initiation factor binding.
GCCGCUCUGUCCGCCUCCACUCGCUCUCUUGUCCCUUUCCAAGAUGUCGGUGUACGGCCCCGUUGUUAAAAUCCACCCGGUUGUCCUCGCUUCAAUCGCCGACUCUUACGAGAGGAGGAACGAAGGGGCGCUGAGGGUCAUCGGUACUUUACUGGGCACCGUCGAGAAACACACAGUGGAAGUGACCAAUUGCUUCUCCGUCCCACACAACGAGUCUGAAGAUGAGGUGGCUGUUGAUAUGGAGUUUGCAAAAAACAUGUAUGAACUGCACAAGAAGGUGUCUCCCAGCGAAGUCAUUGUGGGCUGGUACGCAACAGGAUUUGACAUCACGGAGCACUCGGUUCUGAUUCAUGAGUACUACAGCCGUGAAGCCCAGAACCCCAUUCACCUGACCGUGGACACAGCCCUGCAGAGCAGUAGAAUGAACAUUCGCGCUUACGUCAGCGCCCAGAUGGGUGUACCGAGCAAGACUGUGGGUGUGAUGUUCAGCCCCCUGACCGUGAAAUACGCUUACUUUGAUACAGAACGUAUAGGGGUUGACCUUCUCCAGCGCACUCGGACUAGCCCCUCUCGCUCCAAAGGGUUGACCACUGACCUGGAGCAGGUAGGGUCAGCUGCUGCCCGGAUCCAGGACAUGCUGACCACUGUACUGAGCUACACUGAAGACGUGCUGUCUGGUAAGGUCACUCCUGACAACACAGUGGGUCGUUUCCUGAUGGAUUUGGUCAAUAAGGUUCCCAAAAUAACAGCUGAAGACUUUGAAAGCAUGCUGAACAGCAACAUCAAUGACUUGCUGAUGGUGACGUACCUGGCCAAUCUGACUCGGGCUCAAAUCGCACUCAACGAAAAACUGAUCUGUCUGUGAACACAUCGCCUUCCCAGAUUUCACCUGAAGGUUUUGACAAUAAAAAUAAAAUGUAUAUUGAUCUGA